Capsicum annuum is the source of this 1683-nucleotide messenger RNA. RefSeq names its product folate transporter 1, chloroplastic. Bases 419 to 1363 code for a protein of 314 amino acids. Lineage: Eukaryota; Viridiplantae; Streptophyta; Magnoliopsida; Solanales; Solanaceae. The transcript has 12 exons. Gene Ontology annotation, molecular function: folic acid transmembrane transporter activity; FAD transmembrane transporter activity. Gene Ontology annotation, biological process: folate import into mitochondrion; nucleotide transport. The record is from RefSeq and is a predicted model, not a curated record.
CUCCUACUUGCACUAUAGAGUAAAAAUUUUAACUACUAAAUUCUAUUGGAUAAUCAUUUGAUCCAAGAUCCUAUCAGUUACAAUAUCCAUUUUGUAUUUAAAAGAAAAAAAGUACCUAAAAUUGGUGUUUAAAUUUGUCCAAAAAAAAAUUAUUUACAGACCUUGACUUCACAGGCAAAUUGACAUUUAAAUUUAUUGGAAAAAAAAAUUAUUUACUACUGCUGUAUUUAUACACACCUUGAUCCAAAUAGAGAUUUAAAUUGGCUAUUCCAAAAUUUCCACACUUACUGAGCAAGCUGCGGACAUGUCGGGCGUUCACCAGGAAGUCAAUACGACGCCGCUUUGUUUGCGUAGGAAGGUCGCCCAUCUCAUUAAACAAAACGGCGAAAACAAAAAGCGUUAAACUGUUGACGGCGCCAUGAAAAAAAUGGCAGCUUUGGCGUCGGCAGACUGGCAAUGGGAAAAUGCCACCGCCGGCGCCGCCGCAGGCCUCGCCACUGUCACUUUCUCUCAUUCUCUUGACGUUGUUCGUACCAGGUUCCAAGUUUAUGAUGGAAGAAUCUCCAAUGUCCCCGCUUAUAGGAAUACUCCUCACGCUUUAUUUGCCAUUGCUCGAAGUGAGGGUUUUAGAGGGAUUUAUGCUGGCUUUUACCCUGCUGUUCUUGGGUCAACUAUUUCAUGGGGUUUAUAUUUUUUCUUCUAUAGCAAGGCUAAGCAAAGGUAUUUAAGAAACAGGGAGGAGCUGAGUCCAGGCCUACACCUUGCUUCAGCUGCAGAAGCAGGAGCGCUGGUCAGUUUUUGCACCAACCCUAUUUGGCUUGUGAAAACAAGAUUGCAACUACAGACUCCUAAUCAGAUUCGUCCAUACAACGGUUUUCAUGAUGCUUUAAGAACCAUAAUCAAAGAAGAAGGAUGGAAGGCACUUUACAAGGGGCUUAUGCCAGGCCUAUUUCUGCAGGUUACACAUGGUGCUAUUCAGUUCACGGCAUAUGAGGAAUUUCGUAAAAUCCUUGUUAGCUUGAAAGCUCAAGAAAAUGAAAACCCUCUUGCCACAGCUGCUGACUUGUUGGAUUCAGUUGACUAUGCAACACUAGGAGCUUCUUCUAAGCUAGCAGCUAUUCUUACAACAUACCCAUUUCAGGUCGUCCGAUCUCGAUUGCAGCAACGACCAAGUACAACUGGAGUUCCGAGGUACAUGGAUAGCUGGCAUGUUGUGAAGGAAACUGCAAGGUUUGAGGGCUUACGAGGCUUCUACAGAGGUAUCACGCCAAACAUGCUGAAAAAUAUCCCUGCAGCUUCAAUUUCCUUCAUUGUCUAUGAAAACGUCCUAAACCUGCUAAAAUUGUCUCGGAGAGAGUAUUAGUUCUUUUACAUCCUUUUGCCUCCCAUUCAUGCUGUAGCACUAGGAUUGUACACUAGUGAAACAAUAUCUGGAAAAAGAACACUCACAUGUUAGACGGGACUACAAAUAGAAGAAUCACGAUGCCACUUGAGAGUAUGUAGAAAGUGGACAAUUUAAUGGCUAGUGUACUUGUACAAUAUCUAUAGUCUUUGUAAUUUAUCAGAAAAGAAAUUAUCUUUUGAGUCUUUGUUCAAGUACUCACGAAGCCGCUGCUGUAGCAACAAUAUCGGAUGGAUACUAUGCUUUAACAUCUAAUAAUAAUGUCUCGGAACCAUAUUAGU